Messenger RNA from Camelus dromedarius (Arabian camel), 4541 nucleotides. It is a transcript of the gene BEND3, whose product is annotated as BEN domain containing 3. The coding region runs from base 298 to 2781 and encodes 827 amino acids. The record is from RefSeq and is a predicted model, not a curated record. Gene Ontology annotation, biological process: rDNA heterochromatin formation; negative regulation of transcription by RNA polymerase II. The transcript has 4 exons. NCBI's taxonomy places the organism in Eukaryota, Metazoa, Chordata, Mammalia, Artiodactyla, Camelidae. Gene Ontology annotation, cellular component: heterochromatin. Gene Ontology annotation, molecular function: rDNA binding.
GGGGCGGAGGGGUUGUGGUUCCACUGCAGCGGGGGCUCCUGUGUCCUUGUGCGGAAAUGACACACGGAGUCCCGUCACGUCACGCGAGAGCGCAGCGCACGGACACACACAAAGAGAGGGGAAAAUACACGGCACCCGCCCGCUGCCCCCAGCAACUCCCCGGGCCGCCCCGGCCUGGCCCUCCGCGCGCGGCCCCCACUCCCCGGACCCGCGCUCCCUUCACCCCCCACGUGGCGCCCCAACUCGGCGCGGGCCCGCUCUGCAAAGUACAGAACUCGUGUCCCAGUGGAACAGAAGAUGAAUGCAACUGAAUUCAGUGAAGAUGUAGAAGAAGUUCUAAAGAAUAACAUUGUGAAAGUGGAGACAGAGGCCGAAGAUGCUGCCCUGGACUGCUCUGUGAAUUCCAGAUCCUCUGAGAAGCACCCUCUGGACGUCUUCACUGCCCUCCAGGACUCCAGCAAGAGAAAGCAACCAGGUGGCGAUGGCCCGCCAGACUCCGUCCCGAGCGUGAAGAGGCGGCGGCUGAUUCCCGAGGCGCUCCUAGCAGGUAUGCGGAACCGGGAGAACAGCUCGCCCUGCCAGGGUAACGGGGAGCAAGCUGGCAGAGGCAAGAACUUGAGCUCCGGCUGGCCCGGGGAGGAGGAGCCUGGCAGUGACGUGACCACGCCCUCCUACAAGAAGCCUCUGUACGGCAUCUCGCACAAGAUCAUGGAGAAGAAGAACCCUCCCGCGGGCGAUGUGCUCAACACGUACGAGCUCUUCGAGAAGGCGAACCCCAGCAACAGCCCGUCACCGCUGCGGCUCCUGAACGAGCCACAGAAGCGGGACUGUGGCAGUGCCGCAGCGGCCACUGACGGUGACCCCAACAUCUACUUUCUCAUCCAGAAGAUGUUCUACAUGCUCAACACGCUCUCCUCCAACAUGUCGCAGCUGCACAGCAAGGUGGACCUGCUGUCCCUGGAGGUGAGCCGCAUCAAAAAGCAGGUGAGCCCCACCGAGAUGGUGGCCAAGUUCCAGCCGCCGCCCGAGUACCAGCUCACAGCGGCCGAGCUCAAGCAGAUUGUGGACCAGAGCCUGUCAGGCGGCGACCUGGCCUGCCGCCUGCUGGUGCAGCUCUUCCCCGAGCUCUUCAGCGACGUGGACUUCUCCCGGGGGUGCAGUGCCUGCGGCUUCGCAGCUAAGCGGAAGCUGGAGUCGCUGCACCUGCAGCUCAUCCGCAACUAUGUGGAGGUGUACUACCCGUCGGUGAAGGACACAGCCGUGUGGCAGGCGGAGUGCCUGCCCCAGCUGAAUGACUUCUUCAGUCGCUUCUGGGCCCAGCGGGAAAUGGAAGACAGCCAGCCCAGCGGCCAGGUCACCGGCUUCUUUGAGGCCGAACAGGUGGACACUAGCCACUUCCUAGACAACAAAGACCAGGAGGAGGCCCUGUCCCUGGACCGGAGCAGCACCAUCGCCUCUGACCACGUGGUGGACACCCAAGACCUCACCGAGUUCCUGGACGAAGCCUCAUCACCUGGCGAAUUUGCUGUCUUCCUUCUCCACCGGCUCUUCCCCGAGCUCUUCGACCACCGGAAGCUGGGCGAGCAGUACAGCUGCUACGGGGAUGGCGGCAAGCAGGAGCUGGACCCGCAGAGGCUGCAGAUCAUCCGCAACUACACGGAGAUCUACUUCCCCGACAUGCAGGAGGAGGAGGCCUGGCUGCAGCAGUGCGCCCAGCGCAUCAACGACGAGCUGGAGGGCCUGGGGCUGGACGCGGGCAGCGAGGGCGAGCCCCCGCGGGACGACUGCUACGACUCCUCCAGCCUGCCUGACGACAUCUCCGUGGUCAAGGUGGAAGACAGUUUCGAGGGCGAACGACCCGGCCGGCGGUCCAAGAAGAUCUGGCUGGUGCCCAUCGACUUCGACAAGCUGGAGAUCCCGCAGCCCGACUUUGAAGUGCCCGGCGCCGAUUGCCUGCUCAGCAAGGAGCAGCUGCGCAGCAUCUACGAGAGCAGCCUGUCCAUCGGCAACUUCGCCUCACGCCUGCUCGUGCACCUGUUCCCCGAGCUCUUCACCCACGAGAACCUGCGCAAGCAAUACAACUGCAGCGGCUCCCUGGGCAAGAAGCAGCUGGACCCGUCCCGCAUCAAGCUCAUCCGCCACUACGUGCAGCUGCUGUACCCCCGGGCCAAAAACGACCGCGUCUGGACACUCGAGUUCGUGGGCAAACUGGACGAGCGCUGCCGGCGCCGGGACACGGAGCAGAGGCGCUCCUACCAGCAGCAGCGCAAGGUCCACGUGCCGGGCCCUGAGUGCAGGGACCUGGCCAGCUAUGCAAUCAACCCCGAGCGGUUCCGGGAGGAAUUUGAGGGGCCCCCUCUCCCACCUGAAAGGAGCAGCAAGGACUUCUGCAAGAUCCCCCUGGACGAGCUGGUGGUCCCCUCGCCUGACUUCCCGGUGCCUUCGCCGUACCUGCUGUCGGACAAGGAGGUGCGCGAGAUCGUGCAGCAGAGCCUCUCCGUGGGCAACUUCGCCGCCCGGCUGCUCGUCAGGCUCUUCCCCGAACUCUUCACCGCCGAGAACCUGCGGCUGCAGUACAACCACUCCGGGGCCUGCAACAAGAAGCAACUGGACCCCACGCGGCUGAGGCUCAUCCGCCACUACGUGGAGGCUGUCUACCCGGUGGAGAAGAUGGAGGAGGUGUGGCACUACGAAUGUAUCCCGAGCAUCGAUGAACGGUGCCGCCGCCCCAACCGGAAGAAAUGCGACAUCCUGAAGAAAGCCAAGAAGGUGGAGAAGUGAUGGGCCCCGCGGGCACUGAGCCUUCUGCCGGAGCUCACGACUGUCCACAGCUGCGCACCUUAUGUCGGUGGGAGUGGCCUACGACCUUUGCACACGUAAGCGCCCAGCCAGCCACAAGAAAGAAGCCUCGCAUUUGGUCUCUGGUACUUACGACUUUUGCCCUGUGUUCUGGUGGUGCAGCCAGAGUCUGGGGAGAGCCGAGCUAUGAGAGCAGAGAGGCCUCAGGAGUCAAGGUUCCCUCUCCUUGGCAUUAGUGUCCCAGUCCCCUCACAAUUUCAAAUGCAAAUCGAGCAACCCUCUUAUUCCUCUUCCCACGUUUUACAUCUUCCACUUUUAUCAAUUUUUUUUUAAUUAAAAAGAAAUCCUUUUUAGAAAAUCACUGGGCUCUCUGGAGGCCAUUUUAGUUAGAAAAAAAAAUCUUUAAAAUAUUUGAGAUGAAGUACUGUAAGAUGACUUAAGUUGCUGGUUUUUUUUUUUUUAAUGGUUUCAAAUAUAUGAAAUUUUUAGAAGUGCCAUGUUCAUGCAUGAUGGCUAAUGAUAGCUUCAGGUGGCAUAGGGAUGGAUUUUACUGACCUUGUCUUUUACAUUGGAUUUUGGAAGAGUCAAGAUGCCUCUUGGAUGGCAGUAGAGGGGAUGGAAUAGGGUGAUGUCCUUUCUGACCAUGGUCAGUCCACUCUCCUUCCCACUGGGUGCCGAGGGAGGGGCUUAGGGGGCAGCCUGGCCUGUCCCACGUUGCUGCGCCGGUAGAAUGCUGUGCUCACUCUGUAGACGAGAACACUGGAUGAUGAUGAUGUGGAUGAUGAUGAUGAUAUGAAUGUAGAUAGACGUGGAAACACGUUCACCUUGUCUUCAUUUGAGCUGUGUCUUUCCACUGCCCACUUUCGUAUCCACACGAGGAUGCUGGUUGGAGGGGCAGGCAUACUUCCUUGGAAAACAAUACAUGUGGAUACUUGGCUACUUGUUUGAUUUAAGGGUGGGCCUCUUUGGGCUCAUCAUGAACUGUUUACUUUCCAUGUGUGUAUUUGUACAAAACCCAGGUUCUGGGAGCUGUAUGGUGACUUCACCACACCUCAGUGUCAGCUCCUCCAGUCAGUACACAUCCUUGUUCCUCAGGGUGGGCCCAGGCCUUGGGCCUUCUUGGGGAUACCUGGUUUUGGAAGGACACAGGCCAUCUCAAAUGGGGCUCCCCUGUCCCUUCCCAGGGUCCACUCAGAGCUUUCCCCUUGGGCCCCCUAGAAGGUCCUGCUGUCCUACAUCUGGCCAGUCCCUUGUCCUCGGGGUGAGACACCUGUGCUCUCCCCACUGGUUGGGAAGGUCACACUGCUCCACACCAGCGGCAUGCUCUCUGGGAUUCCAACCAGGAAACUCCCCACCCGGUGAAGUCCUUCAUGUAAAAACAAUACUUAGCUACCUGACUUUGGGGGCCAGUGCCUAAGAGGGAAAGGAAACAGUCUAACCCAAACACAGUAUAGCAUACCAGAAAGCUGGAAAAUGAAUUGAAUCACACAGGGUAGUUGUAAAACCCUGGUGGAAUGUUACAGAUUUAAUAACCUAAUGGCUUAAUAUUUUGCUACCUUAAAAUGCAGAAAUAAUAGAAACAAUCUGUGAAUUUUCUUUAUACAGAUAAGGACUUCAGUUCCAGUGGCUGUAUGACGGAAUCUUGCCUGCACCCAGUGGGCAUUUUUCUUUUUUUUAUAUGACAGGAUUUUGAGCAAUGUAAGUUGCUGAUCUAACUUUAGUAAAUUUGCUUUUAAAUGUCA